AUGAUCAUCGUUGGCGUGAUUGUCAUAUUCUACACUCUCAUGCCCUUUGGGAGCGCGGACGAGGAACCGGUGAGCAGGGUCAUCACCCUCGCCAAGAACAACCAACUGGAAAAAAUCGAAGUGAACGGUGACAAGCUCACCGUUUAUCGCACCAACGGUGAGACCUUCAAGAGCAAGCUCGAGAAGGGCGACAGCAUCACCUCCCUGCUGCUGGAAAGCGGGGUGAAUAUCGGAGAACCCGGCGUCGAAAUCUAUUCCACAGGAUCCAGCGGGCUGUCCAGCAUCUUUGGUCUCCUGCUGAACUUCCUGCCAUUGAUCUUCUUCGGCGGGCUGAUCCUGUUCAUGAUGCGACAAGCCCAGGGCAGCAACAACCAGACCUUGAGCUUCGGCCGAAGCCGGGCGCGUAUGGUGCCCUUCAACCACCCCACCGUCACUUUCGCUGACGUGGCCGGUGUGGAGGAAGCCAAGGUGGAACUGCAGGAAAUCGUAGAGUUCCUGAAAUUCCCGGAGCGCUUCCUGGCUCUCGGCGCACGUAUCCCCAAGGGGGUGCUGUUGGUGGGACCACCGGGCACUGGUAAGACCCUGCUGGCCCGGGCCGUCGCUGGCGAAGCCGGGGUUCCUUUCUUCCACAUCAGCGGCUCCGAAUUCGUUGAAAUGUUCGUCGGUGUCGGCGCCGCCCGUGUGCGCGACCUGUUCGAACAGGCCAAGCGCAACUCGCCAUGUAUCGUAUUCGUGGAUGAAAUUGACGCCGUGGGUCGGCACCGCGGGGCCGGGCUCGGCGGUGGCCACGACGAGAGGGAACAGACGCUCAACCAGAUUCUGGUUGAAAUGGAUGGGUUCGAGACCAACACCAACAUCAUCGUGAUCGCGGCCACCAACCGCCCCGACAUCCUAGACCCCGCUCUGCUCCGUCCCGGGCGCUUCGACCGUCGCGUGACUCUUGACCUGCCCGACCUCGCAGGACGCAGGGACAUUCUCCGGGUUCACGCCGCCGGCAAACCCUUGGCCCCCGAAGUCGCCUUGGACACCGUGGCCAAGGAGACCCCAGGAUUCAGCGGCGCCGACCUGUCAAACCUGGUCAACGAGGCUGCCAUCCUGGCGGCUCGCCUGAACAAGAAGUCCAUCUUCAUGUCCGAGUUUGAGGAAGCGGUCGACCGUAUCAUCGCCGGUCCCGAGCGUAAAAGCCGCCUCAUAAGCCGCCGCGAGAAAGAGAUGACCGCCUACCACGAGGCCGGCCACGCCUUGGUGGCUUGGGCGCUUCCCCACGCUGACCGCGUCCACAAGAUAUCCAUCGUCUCUCGCGGGUCCAUGGGCGGGCACACCUCCCUGUUGCCGGAUGAAGACCGCUACCUGUGGACCAGAACAGUUCAGCAUCGACAGUGCUGUCGCGUACAUAGGGAGGUCACGGUGGCCGAGGAGCAGUCAAUUCUCGACGAGUCACCACCGGCGCCAGCAACGACAUCGAGCGAGCCACCAAAAUUGCUCUGGGCAUGA
This is a messenger RNA of Geodia barretti, 1494 nucleotides long. The record is from the annotation of a GenBank genome assembly. Lineage: Eukaryota; Metazoa; Porifera; Demospongiae; Tetractinellida; Geodiidae.